Messenger RNA from Aspergillus nomiae NRRL 13137, 666 nucleotides. RefSeq lists its product as uncharacterized. Lineage: Eukaryota; Fungi; Ascomycota; Eurotiomycetes; Eurotiales; Aspergillaceae. Bases 1 to 666 code for a protein of 221 amino acids. The transcript is spliced from 2 exons. The record is from RefSeq and is a predicted model, not a curated record.
AUGACGACCGACCCCCCCAACUACACCAUAUUCGACGCAAUCCUCGACUGGGGCUCCACAAACGCACAACAAAUCAGCGAAGCGCACCUCUCCAAAGGUGGCUGGGAAGGCUGGGCGCAAGAAGAGAUGCGACUUCUCUUCAACGCCGGCCCGGAGGACAAUUGCUACCAGAACAACGCGCGCCAAGCGGCCGACGUCGAAUGCGUGGUGAUCGAGCUGAAAUGCGAGAGUUAUUGGAACGCACAAAAAUUCCGCGGCGAGGUCAAGAAGGACAUGCAGAAGGUUAAUAGUGGGGUUUUUAAGGAGCGGUUGUUGCGGGGUGGUUGUAAUGUGUAUUGCGUUGCGUUGGCGAUGACUGAUGAGGGCGCCUAUGAUAUGGAGAGUUUGGGGUUGGAGUUGUUUGAGGGUUUUGUGGCUGCGCCGUUUCAGGCUUGGGGGUGUGUGCGGCGGUUUGAGCUGGAGGAUGUUAGUGAGGAGGAGGAUGAAGAGGAUGAUGGGGAUGGGGAGGAUGGUGACAUGCAGGAGGAUGAGGUGGAAUUUGAUGGUGAUGAGGCUGAGUCUGACAGCAAUGGAUAUCAGAGUGGAUAUCAGAGUGGAUAUCAGAGUGGAUAUGGUAAUGGAUACCAUGAUGGGCACAAUGGAGGCUGGGGUUAUAAAUAUGCUUAG